AUGUUCCAGUUUGUCACCCCCUCCCCAACCCCCAAAUACCCGAGAAUGUUCCAGGGAGUCACCCCCAUCCCCAACCCCCCGUACCAGAGGGGGGUUCAGGUAGUUUCCACACCCCCAAAAACCCCGUACCAGAGACUGUUCCAGGUUUUGCACCCCCCCUCCCCAACCCCCAGACCCGGGGACUGUUCCAGGUAGUUACCACCCUCCCCCAAACCCCCCGUAACCCGAGACGUUCCCGGGUUGUCAACCCCCCCACCCAAAAACCCCCAAAUACCAGAGAAUGUUUAAAGGUAUUUAAACCCCUCCCCAACCCCCAGUACCCGAGACUGUUCCAGGGGAGUCCCCCACGUCCCAAACCCCCCGUUCCCGAGGGGUUUCCCGGUUUUUUCACCACGGCCCCAACCCCCAGUACCAAAAGACUGUUCCCGGUAGUUUUCCACACCCCCAAAACCCCCAAAUACCAGGAAUGGUUCCCGGUAGGAACCCCCUCCCCAAAAACCCCCGUACCAGAGACUGUUCCAGGGAGUAAACCCCGUCCCCAAAACCCCCGUUUCCAGAGACUUUUCCCGGUAGUUACCCCGUCCCCAAAACCCCCGUACCAGAGACUGUUUCCGGUGUAACCACGUCCCCAACCCCCCCCACCAGAGUGUUCCAGGGGGAGUUACCACACCCCCAACCCCAGUACCAAAAAGGGGCUUUUUCCAGGUAGUCACCCCGUCCCAACCCCCAGUACCCGAGAGUUCCAGGUGUUACCCCGUCCCCAAAAACCCCCGUUUCCAGAAAAGCGUCCCCGGGGAGAACCAAAGUCCCCCCAACCCCCCCAAAACCCGAGGGCUGCCAGGUAGUUACCCCGUCCCCAACCCCCCCGUACCAGGGGACUGUUCCCGGUAGUUUCCCCGGGCCCCAAAACCCCAGUACCAGAGACAGUUCCAGGUAGUCACCCCGUCCCCAACCCCCAGUACCAGAGACUGUUCCAGGUAGUCACCACGUCCCCAACCCCCAGUACCAGAGACUGUUCCAGGUAGUUUCCCCAACCCCCAACCCCCAGUACCAGAGACUGUUCCAGGUAGUCACCACAUCCCCAACCCCCAGUACCAGAGACUGUUCCAGGUAGUUUCCCCAACCCCCAGUACCAGAGACUGUUCCAGGUAGUUACCCCGUCCCCAACCCCCAGUACCAGAGACUGUUCCAGUUAAGGCUCAUUCUCUAUUGUCAUGUUAUUUCUCCAUGUAACGUUCUCAUUCUACUAUUCCUUUCAUUACUUUUCUACAUGUUAAUUUUCCCUCAUAUCCCCCCCCCCCCCUCCUCCUCUCCCACUACCAGUGCCUGCACUAUCGGGUGGUGAACCCCAGUGCCCCCCUCCCCCCCAUGGACCCCUGGCUGACUGCAGCUCUCCAGCGCCCCCUGGCGGUGGCCACCCGCUGUCACAGCCCCCUGGAGACACUGAAGAAGAAGUUCCCUCUGAAGGAGGUGGUCAAGAAGAAGGAAAUGAAGACCAGCAAGGAGCUGUUUGGGAAGAGGUAGGUCUACAGACUAGCUGUUUGGGAACGGGUAGGUCUACAGACUAGCUGUUUGGGAACGGGUAGGUCUACAGACUAGCUGUUUGGGAACGGGUAGGUCUACAGACGAGCUGUUUGGGAACGGGUAGGUCUACAGACUAGCUGUUUGGGAACGGGUAGGUCUACAGACUAGCUGUUUGGGAACGGGUAGGUCUACAGACUAGCUGUUUGGGAACGGGUAGGUCUACAGAUUAGCUGUUUGGGAACGGGUAGGUCUACAGACUAAGCUGUUUUGGGAACGGGUAGGUCUACAGACUAGCUGUUUGGGAACGGUAGGUCUACAGUACUAGCUGUUUGGGAACGGGGUAGGUCUACAUCACUAGCUGUUGGGACGGGUAGGUCACAUCAACUAAGCGUGUUUGGGACGGGGUAGGUCUACAGACUACUGUUUGUGAACGGGUGGGUCUACGCGAGCUGUUUGGGAACGGGUAGGUCUACAUCACUAGCUGUUUGGGAACGGGUAGAGUCUACAUCACUAGCUGUUUGGGAACGGUGUAGGUCUACAUCACGAGCUGUUUUGGGAACGGGUAGGUCACAGACUAGCUGUUUGGGAACGGGUGGGUCUACAGAACGAGCUGUUUGGUAACGGGUAGGUCACAUCACUAGCUGUUUGGGAAACGUGGUAGGUCUACAUCACUAGCUGUUUGGGAACGGGUUAGGUCUACAUCACUACUGUUUGGGAACGGGUAGGGUCUACAGACGAGCUGUUUGGGAACGGGUAGGUCUACAUCACUAGCUGUUUGGGAACGGGUAGGUCUACAGACGAGCUGUUUGGGAACGGGUAGGUCUACAUCACUAGCUGUUUGGGAACGGGUAGGUCUACAUCACUAGCUGUUUGGGAACGGUAGGUCUACAGACUAGCUGUUUGGGAACGGGUAGGUCUACAUCACUAGCUGUUUGGGAACGGGUAGGUCUACAGACUAGCUGUUUGGGAAGAGGUAGGUCUACAGACUAGCUGUUUGGGAACGGGUAGGUCUACAGACUAGCUGUUUGGGAACGGUUAGGUCUACAUACUAGCUGUUUGGGAACGGGUAGGUCUACAAUUAGCUGUUGGGAACGGGUAGGUCUACAGACUAGCUGUUUGGGAACGGGUAGGUCUACAGACUAGCUGUUUGGGAACGGGUAGGUCUACAGACUAGCUGUUUGGGAACGGGUAGGUCUACAGACGAGCUGUUUGGGAACGGGUAGGUCUACAGACUAGCUGUUUGGGAACGGGUAGGUUUACCAACUAGCUGUUUGGGAACGGGUAGGUUUACAGACUAGCUGUUUGGGAACGGGUAGGUUUACAGACUAGCUGUUUGGGAACGGGUAGGUCUGCAGACGAGCUGUUUGGGAACGGGUAGGUCUACAGACUAGCUGUUUGGGAACGGGUAGGUCUACAGACUAGCUUUUUGGGAACGGGUAGGUCUACAGACAAGCUGUUUGGGAAGAGGUGGGUCUACAUCACUAGCUGUUUGGGAACGGGUAGGUCUACAGACUAGCUGUUUGGGAACGGGUAGGUCUACAGACAAGCUGUUUGGGAACGGGUAGGUCUACAGACAAGCUGUUUGGGAACGGGUAGGUCUACAUACUAGCUGUUUGGGAACGGGUUAGGUCUACAGACUAGCUGUUUGGGAACAGGUGGGUCUACAGACGAAGCUGUUUGGGAACGGGUAGGUCUACAUCACUAGCUGUUUGGGAACGGGUAGGUCUACACCUAGCUGUUUGGGAACGGGUAGGUCUGCAUCACUAGCUGUUUUUGGGAACGGGUAGGUCUACAGACGAGCCAUGUUUGUGGGAAACGGUAGGUCCUACAUCACUAGCUGUUUGGGAACGGUGUAGGUCUACAGACGAGCUGUUUGGGAACGGGUAGGUCUACAUCACUAGCUGUUUGGGAACGGGUAGGUCUACAUCACUAGCUGUUUGGGAAACGGGUAGGUCUACCAACUAGCUGUUUGGGGAACGGGUAGGUCUACAUCACUAGCUGUUUGGGAAGAGGUAGGUCUACAGACUAGCUGUUUGGGAAGAGGUAGGUCUACAGACGAGCUGUUUUAGGAACGGGUUAGGUCUACAUCACUAGCUGUUUGGGAACGGGUAGGUCUACAUCACUAGCUGUUUGGGAACGGGUAGGUCUACAUCACUAGCUGUUUGGGAACGGGUAGGUCUACAGACUAGCUGUUUGGGAAGAGGUAGGUCUACAGACGAGCUGUUUGGGAAUGGGUAGGUCUACAGACAAGCUGUUUGGGAACGGGUAGGUCUACAGACAAGCUGUUUGGGAACGGGUAGGUCUACAGACUAGCUGUUUGGGAACGGGUAGGUCUACAGACUAGCUGUUUGGGAACGGGUAGGUCUACAUCACUAGCUGUUUGGGAACGGGUAGGUCUACAGACUAGCUGUUUGGGAAGAGGUAGGUCUACAGACUAGCUGUUUGGGAAGAGGUAGGUCUACAGACGAGCUGUUUAGGAACGGGUAGGUCUACAUCACUAGCUGUUUGGGAACGGGUAGGUCUACAUCACUAGCUGUUUGGGAACGGGUAGGUCUACAUCACUAGCUGUUUGGGAACGGGUAGGUCUACAGACUAGCUGUUUGGGAAGAGGUAGGUCUACAGACGAGCUGUUUGGGAACGGGUAGGUCUACAGACAAGCUGUUUGGGAACGGGUAGGUCUACAGACAGCUGUUUGGGAACGGGUAGGUCUACAGACUAGCUGUUUGGGAACGGGUAGGUCUACAGACGAGCUGUUUGGGAACGGGUAGGUCUACAUCACUAGCUGUUUGGGAACGGGUAGGUCUACAUCACUAGCUGUUUGGGAACGGGUAGGUCUACAUACUAGCUGUUUGGGAACGGGUAGGUCUACAUACUAGCUGUUUGGGAAGGGUAGGUCUACAGACAGCUGUUUGGGAACGGGUAGGUAGCUACAUCACUAGCUGUUUGGGAACGGGUAGGUCUACAGACUAGCUGUUUGGGAACGGGUAGGUCUACAGACUAGCUGUUUGGGAAUGGGUAGGUCUACAUCACUAGCUGUUUGGGAACAGGUAGGUCUACAGACUAGCUGUUUGGGAACGGGUAGGUCUACAUCACUAGCUGUUUGGGAACGGGUAGGUCUACAGACUAGCUGUUUGGGAACGGGUAGGUCUACAGACUAGCUGUUUGGGAAUGGGUAGGUCUACAUCACUAGCUGUUUGGGAACAGGUAGGUCUACAUCACUAGCUGUUUGGGAACGGGUAGGUCUACUUAACUAGCUGUUUGGGAACGGGUAGGUCUACAGACGAGCUGUUUGGGAACGGGUAGGUCUACAUCACUAGCUGUUUGGGAACGGGUAGGUCUACAUCACUAGCUGUUUGGGAACGGUUAGGUCUACAGACGAGCUGUUUGGGAACGGGUAGGUCUACAUCACUAGCUGUUUGGGAACGGGUAGGUCUACAUACUAGCUGUUUGGGAACGGUUAGGUCUACAGACGAGCUGUUUGGGAACGGGUAGGUCUACAGACGAGCUGUUUGGGAACGGGUAGGUCUACAUCACUAGCUGUUUGGGAACGGGUAGGUCUACACACUAGCUGUUUGGGAACGGGUAGGUCUUACAGACGAGCUGUUUGGGAACGGGUAGGUCUACAGACGAGCUGUUUGGGAACGAGUUAAGAAUGUGGGAUAAAAUCUACAGCUACUGUUUGACACGGCUCAGUUACAUGCUUGUUUCAGAAGAGAGAGGCUAAGAAGUAGUUUGAACCUUUCUACCACAGUGGACUGAAAACAUUAUGUUGAUAUAUGGCUGACAACUUUAACGUGUGUGUCUAGACACUCCAUGGGAGUAUCUCAGUAUGUGGGCAAACAGGUGUCCACCUUGAACGGUCUGGUCCUCCUGCUUUAAACGAAAGUGGUCACCAAUGGAGUCGUUUGUUAUAAAUGGGGAGGUCUCACAUCUGUGUUUGGGUAACGGGAGUUAUACCAACCCAGCAGCUCCGUUUGGGAAACGGCUAUCUUUUCAUCACUAGCUACUGUUUGGGAACGGUAGGUCUACAGACGAGCUGUUUGGGAACGGGGUAGGUCUACAUCACUAGCUGUUUGGGAACGGGUAGGUCUACAUCACUAGCUGUUUGGGAACGGGUAGGUCUACAGACUAGCUGUUUGGGAACGGGUAGGUCUACAUCACUAGCUGUUUGGGAACGGGUAGGUCUACAGACUAGCUGUUUGGGAAGAGGUAGGUCUACAGACUAGCUGUUUGGGAGAUGGUAGGUCUACAGACGAGCUGUUUAGGAACGGGUAGGUCUACACACUAGCUGUUUGGGAACGGGUAGGUCUACAUCACUAGCUGUUUGGGAACGGGUAGGUCUACAUCACUAGCUGUUUGGGAACGGGUAGGUCUACAUCACUAGCUGUUUGGGAACGGGUAGGUCUACAGACUAGCUGUUUGGGAAGAGGUAGGUCUACAGACGAGCUGUUUGGGAACGGGUAGGUCUACAUCACUAGCUGUUUGGGAACGGGUAGGUCUACAUCACUAGCUGUUUGGGAACGGGUAGGUCUACAGACUAGCUGUUUGGGAACGGGUAGGUCUACAUCACUAGCUGUUUGGGAACGGGUAGGUCUACAGACUAGCUGUUUGGGAAGAGGUAGGUCUACAGACGAGCUGUUUGGGAACGGGUAGGUCUACAUCACUAGCUGUUUGGGAACGGGUAGGUCUACAGACUAGCUGUUUGGGAACGGGUAGGUCUACAGACUAGCUGUUUGGAUGGGUAGGUCUACAUCACUACUGUUGGGAAGGUAGGUCUACAUCACUAGCUGUUUGGGAACGGUAGUCUACUUAACUAGCUGUUUGGGACGGGUAGGUCUACAGACGAGCUGUUGGGAACGGGUAGGUCUACAUCACUAGCUGUUUGGGAACGGGUAGGUCUACAUCACUAGCUGUUUGGGAACGGUUAGGUCUACAGACGAGCUGUUUGGGAACGGGUAGGUCUACAUCACUAGCUGUUUGGGAACGGGUAGGUCUACAUCACUAGCUGUUUGGGAACGGUUAGGUCUACAGACGAGCUGUUUGGGAACGGGUAGGUCUACAGACGAGCUGUUUGGGAACGGGUAGGUCUACAUCACUAGCUGUUUGGGAACGGGUAGGUCUACAUCACUAGCUGUUUGGGAACGGGUAGGUCUACAGACGAGCUGUUUGGGAACGGGUAGGUCUACAGACGAGCUGUUUGGGAACGAGUAGGAAUGGGAUUAAAAUCUCAUAGCUACUAGUUUGUCACCUCAUUUAUGCUUUGUUUCAGAUAGAGAGAGGAAAGAAGUAGUUUAGAACCUUUCUUUACCACAGGGCUGAAAACAUUAUGUUGAUAAUAUGGAUGACAAUUUCCAGUUGUGUAGAACACUCCAUGGGAGAUUCAGUAUUGGGCAAAAGUCUGUCCUCCUUAACGAGUCUGUCCUCCGUUGUCCUUAAACCGAUAAGUGGUCACCAAAUGGGAGUCCGUUUGUUAAUAGAAUGGAGGAGUUUGGUCUCACCAAUCGCCUCCGGGUGUAUCCUCCCGGCAGCUAACGCGGAAAUGUUUAUAAAAUCCGCCACACCCCCUUAGAAAAGCAUGCUCACGUUUAAAAACCAUACGCUACUUUUAUAUAGAAAAUGGCUAACACAACUAGCUACUUUUAUUUGUACGUCUUUACACAUGUAUUUUAGGAUUCCUCCUCUGUAAACGUCGUUUGCCCCGUGACGCGUUAGUGGAGGAGGAGUCUGGAUUCAUACAAGCCCAUUUGUUUCUUCUCCUCGGUUACCUUUGACCUUUUUCAAAAGGUGUAGAGGACGGAGGGCGCGAGGAGUCAAGCAAAACCAGUUGAGAAUAUCCCCAUAUAACUGACCCUCUUCAUCCUCUGCAGCACUGACGAGCCUGAUGCCAAGAAGGCCAAAGUGGACGAGGAGGAAGACUUUAACCUGGCUGACAUCACAGAGGGAAACAUCACACAGGUGAGAGAAGGCCAGAGGACUUAACAUGGGAUCUGGUAUUAUUGAAAUUCCCUGAGAAGUACACUAUCACUAUAUAUAAACAUAUACAUACAUAGUCGCUUGCAAAAGUAUUCACCCCCCUUGGCAUUUUUCCAAUUUUGUUGCCUUACAACCUGGAAUUAAAAUGGAUUUUUUGGGGGUUUGUAUGAUUUGAUUUACACAACAUGCCUACCACUUUGAAGAUGCAAAAUAUAUUUUCUUGUGAAACAAACAAGAAAUAAGAUAAACAAACAGAGAAGUUGAGCGUAACUAUGGUGCCCCUUGCUUAGUGGUGUUGCAGACUCUGGGGCCUUUCAGAACUGGUAUAUGUAUACUGAGAUCAUGUGACAGAUCAAGUGACACUUAGAUUGCACACAGUUGGACUUUAUUUAACUAAUUAUGUGACUUCUGAAGGUAAUUGGUUGCACCAGAUCUUAUUUAGGGGCUUCAUAGCAAAGGGGGUGAAUACAUAUGCACGCAACACUUUUCCGUUAUUUAUUUUUUUGAAACAAGUAAUUUUUUUCAUUUCACUUCACCAAUUUUGACUAUUUUGUGUAGUCAAAAUUGGUGAAGUGAAAUGAAAAAAAUAACUUGAAAUCCAAAUAUUUACCUGUGUUCCUCUACCAGGUGGGCAGUGUAGAUCCAGCACGGGAUUUCCGCACUCUGAUUCGCCAGAAGCGUCUUCCGUUUGGAGAGGGUGAGAUGAUGAUUGGCUGGUUCUACUCUCUCCUUCUCUGACAUGUCUCACGGCCCACAGUCUUAGCCUUGUCCCAGAUCUGCUUGUACGGUCUUGACAGCUCUUAUGGUCAUUGGCAAGAUGGCACAAACGGAUCUGGGACAUGAGGGGUAUCCUACGAAUCAGGUUUGAGGAGUUAGCGAGGUAACUUUGUUCAACUCGGGAUAACCAGUCAUACGAAUGUGACUCACCUUUUAGUCAGGUACAUUUCUAUGGCAACGAAUCCUUCAGAACUAACCUGCUCCGGGGCAGGCUAACUCAGGGCUAACUACAUUUAUCCUGAAUGAAGUGUCUGAGCCAUGAGUUGAGGACCAAUGAAAUCAGAUUUCUUCCCUCUCACAAAGAUUGCGUCAUCAUCCCCUUCAUUUGAGAAAGAAACUUUUUUUUGUUAAAAUACAUAUCACAUUAUUUAGCAAUGACAUUUUACAUUUAAUGACAGAACACAUUUGAAACUUAACACACAGUAAAACUUUUGUAUGAUCAAUACAAUUAUGAUAAAUACAGUGGGGGGAAAAAAGUAUUUAGUCAGCCACCAAUUGUGCAAGUUCUCCCACUUAAAAAGAUGAGAGAGGCCUGUAAUUUUCAUCAUAGGUACACGUCAACUAUGACAGACAAAAUGAGAAUUUUUUUCCCAGAAAAUCACAUUGUAGGAUUUUUAAUGAAUUUAUUUGCAAAUUAUGGUGGAAAAUAAGUAUUUGGUCAAUAACAAAAGUUUCUCAAUACUUUGUUAUAUACCCUUUGUUGGCAAUGACACAGGUCAAACGUUUUCUGUAAGUCUUCACAAGGUUUUCACACACUGUUGCUGGUAUUUUGGCCCAUUCCUCCAUGCAGAUCUCCUCUAGAGCAGUGAUGUUUUGAGGCUGUCGCUGGGCAACAUGGACUUUCAACUCCCUCCAAAGAUUUUCUAUGGGGUUGAGAUCUGGAGACUGGCUAGGCCACUCCAGGACCUUGAAAUGCUUCUUACGAAGCCACUCCUUCGUUGCCCGUGCGGUGUGUUUGGGAUCAUUGUCAUGCUGAAAGACCCAGCCACGUUUCAUCUUCAAUGCCCUUGCUGAUGGAAGGAGGUUUUCACUCAAAAUCUCUCGAUACAUGGCCCCAUUCAUUCUUUCCUUUACACGGAUCAGUCGUCCUGGUCCCUUUGCAGAAAAACAGCCCCAAAGCAUGAUGUUUCCACCCCCAUGCUUCACAGUAGGUAUGGUGUUCUUUGGAUGCAACUCAGCAUUCUUUGUCCUCCAAACACGACGAGUUGAGUUUUUACCAAAAAGUUCUAUUUUGGUUUCAUCUGACCAUAUGACAUUCUCCCAAUCCUCUUCUGGAUCAUCCAAAUGCACUCUAGCAAACUUCAGAUGGGCCUGGACAUGUACUGGCUUAAGCAGGGGGACACGUCUGGCACUGCAGGAUUUGAGUCCCUGGCGGCGUAGUGUGUUACUGAUGGUAGGCUUUGUUACUUUGGUCCCAGCUCUCUGCAGGUCAUUCACUAGGUCCCCCCGUGUGGUUCUGGGAUUUUUGCUCACCGUUCUUGUGAUCAUUUUGACCCCACGGGGUGAGAUCUUGCGUGGAGCCCCAGAUCGAGGGAGAUUAUCAGUGGUCUUGUAUGUCUUCCAUUUCCUAAUAAUUGCUCCCACAGUUGAUUUCUUCAAACCAGCUGCUUACCUAUUGCAGAUUCAGUCUUUCCAGCCUGGUGCAGGUCUACAAUUUUGUUUCUGGUGUCCUUUGACAGCUCUUUGGUCUUGGCCAUAGUGGAGUUUGGAGUGUGACUGUUUGAGGUUGUGGACAGGUGUCUUUUAUACUGAUAACAAGUUCAAACAGGUGCCAUUAAUACAGGUAACGAGUGGAGGACAGAGGAGCCUCUUAAAGAAGAAGUUACAGGUCUGUGAGAGCCAGAAAUCUUGGUUGUUUGUAGGUGACCAAAUACUUAUUUUCCACCAUAAUUUGCAAAUAAAUUCAUAAAAAAUCCUACAAUGUGAUUUUCUGGAUUUUUUUCUCUCAUUUUGUCUGUCAUAGUUGACGUGUACCUAUGAUGAAAAUUACAGGCCUCUCAUCUUUUUAAGUGGGAGAACUUGCACAAUUGGUGGCUGACUAAAUACUUUUUUCCCCCACUGUAUUUUAUGGAUGUGAGUGGGAAAAAGGUCCUCCUGCAUUGAUCAGCACACGAAAGACAUCAUUAAGGAGAAGUAAUACGGUAAAGGUGCCACUUCUAAAAUACUAUUUCACACCGUAGCCUGCUGAUAUUUUUUCCUUCAUUUUGAUUUCGGCACAAAUGAAGAUGUUGCACUGGCAUGGAUUGAUGUUUCAGCAUUGUCUCAAUGAAGAGUUAGGUGUUAGACUAGACAUGUGACAUGCAUGCACAGUUACAAGCCUGCUAGAUCUAGCUUGCUUGGUAGGAGACCCCUCUGGCUAGUGUUUGACCUGUCAUGACCCCGUCCUGACCCCGUCAUGACCCCAUGUCUGAAUGUGUCCUCCACAGUGUGUCAACAGCUGACUGGUAGGAUAGAGCAGUUGCUUGGCAACAAGAACAUGAUCUACUACAUGAAGUGCAUCCCCUGUAUCCAGACCUUCAGAGAGCAGUCUGUUCAGGUGACCGUCCAAUAUAACACCAAUCUGGGUUUACAUGUCAGUUACAGUGUAUGUUUAACUACUUGAAUAAGUUGCUGAUCUCCUAUUGUAACUCCCUCUCCUGUAGGUUGGUAAUGCUGAUCACUACAACAGCUACAUCCAGUCUCUGAAGAAGAGUAUUCCUGUUAGAGGCCUUCAGGAGUUCUGGGAUAUGCUAGUCCAAGGUACGAUAGCAGGCCUUAUCUUAACUCUCUUUAUUAAAGCAGCAUUUUGUGAGCAGCUUAUUCAUUGUGGUGUUGAUUAACAGAUACCUUGACUCUCAUCAACAAGGAGGAAGUUGAAGGAAGCACGUUCUCCAUUCACGAUGCCAAGCAGGUAUAG
Coregonus sp. 'balchen' is the source of this 11170-nucleotide messenger RNA. The record is from the annotation of a GenBank genome assembly. NCBI's taxonomy places the organism in Eukaryota, Metazoa, Chordata, Actinopteri, Salmoniformes, Salmonidae.